CCCAAACCACGUGUUUACACCAAACCCUUGCACCCAAACACAAAAUCAAACCCCGUCGGCAGUGCACAAUACACGCUUUAUACACACACAUAGACUAUACUAUCUGUACGUAUAGAUUCUACACAUACAUCUCAAUCUACUAGAUUCCUAUUUCCAGAAUCUAUUAUUACACAUCCUACAAGGCUUAUACUAGGGUUAAUUUUCCUGUCUUUUGCAUCGGGAAGCGUGCAAGACGAUAAGUGAAGAUGAAUCAGUUGUUGUUCUCGUUGGUGCUGUCUGAAAUGGCCUCGAUUAUGCUGCUGUUGUUCAGAAACCCACUUAGGAAGCUCCUGAUCAUGGGAAUCGAUCGCGCUAAACGAGGGCGGGCCCCACUGGUUGUGAAAUCUGUAGCCGCCACUGUGUUUGUGAUAAUGAUGUACUAUGUUUAUGCUGUUAGAGAGAUGCAGAGCCGGCCUGUGGAGUCUCUGAAUCCUACUGAUCAGAUUCUGCUUGCUAAUUAUAUGCUCCAAGCUUCUCUCAUGGGAUUCUCUCUGUUUCUAUCUUUUAUGAUAGAUAAGUUACACCAUUAUAUUAGGGAACUUCGCCUCCUUAGAAAAACCAUGGAAACCGCAAAGAAACAGUAUCGUAGUUUCGAUGAUAGCAAAAGUGGCGGAGGAGAGGGAGUGCAGGCUUUAGGCGAAGAGAUUUCUAAUUUGAGGGCAAAGAUCAAAGAGCUGGAAUUUAAAUGUGAAACGAAAGAAAAAGAGGUAAAAUCUGCUGAAACAAGUUUAGGGGCCCUCAAAAGUCAAUCUGAAGGAUUUCUCGAAGAACACGCUCGUUUGCAGGAAGAGAACCAAAACUUUCGGAACCAGCUGCAGUCUAUUGAUCAAAAUUCAUCACAUUCUGAUGGCAAGAAGAACAUGUAACUUAAGUUAAUACCGUAUGGCAAAAAGUGGAGUUCUCUAUAUCAAUGUAACAUAUAUUUAGAUUUUGUAUUUUGAGACCGCCUGUAACCAAGAAUGGAGAGAAAUGACUAGCUUUACAGUGAGAUUAUGUAUUUCAGUGCAAAAACUAAUGGAGGAAACAUUAUGAUGUUUGUCAAUAUCAAAGUGGCACAAAUCUGCUGAGGUAUUAUUGUGUGAUCAA
Daucus carota subsp. sativus is the source of this 1125-nucleotide messenger RNA. RefSeq lists its product as uncharacterized. NCBI's taxonomy places the organism in Eukaryota, Viridiplantae, Streptophyta, Magnoliopsida, Apiales, Apiaceae. The transcript is spliced from 2 exons. Gene Ontology annotation, biological process: intracellular protein transport; endoplasmic reticulum to Golgi vesicle-mediated transport. Gene Ontology annotation, cellular component: endoplasmic reticulum; endoplasmic reticulum membrane. The record is from RefSeq and is a predicted model, not a curated record. The coding region runs from base 246 to 905 and encodes 219 amino acids.